Ostertagia ostertagi is the source of this 657-nucleotide messenger RNA. The record is from the annotation of a GenBank genome assembly. Lineage: Eukaryota; Metazoa; Nematoda; Chromadorea; Rhabditida; Trichostrongylidae.
AUGAACCUUCUUCCAGAUAACGCCCAACUCACACCAGCAUUUCUUGUAUUAUGCUUUGUGAACAUAUUCGGCAAAGGGGUAUCUACCAUUGCAAUUCCGUCGAUGCUAAUGGAGCGGCUAGUCGCCUCUUACUAUAUAAGUGAUUAUGAAGCCAAAUCUCGUAUUUGGGUUGCCGCCUCCGUUGCUGCUACUUCAUGUGCAUUGCCGGCACUAUAUUCUUGGGGCAUGAUCUUUGGUACGAACAUAGUUACUCAACUGUCACUAGUGCGAAGCUCAAAAGCAGUGCUUACGAUAGCUGGAAUGCAGUGCUGCUUCUCUUUUGAUAGCGUUAUAGUACGUGUCCUAGGUGUGGACAAGGUAGUCAUAUUUAUUGUAGGACUGUGUAUCGCUUCAUCGGUAGUCUACGUGAGACUGUAUCAGCGCGAACAACGACGACUUGAGAAUUUCAUCAUAGGCUCUCAAACUCGACAAUAUCUUAGCACGAGAUUCCAGUUGAUCGAAAACCUGAGGGUUCUCAAGACCAUAAUGUUCGCAUCUCUGAUCUACAGCGUAUGGAUACUGGUGCCUGGCAUGCUUAUUAUGAUGGUUUUCUUUUAUUUUCUGCCGUUUACGUACGUCGGUCAAUUGCUCUUCGAGUUCUUCGAAUUAUUUAUAUCA